Molecule: messenger RNA, 2365 nt
Organism: Colias croceus (clouded yellow)
Lineage: Eukaryota; Metazoa; Arthropoda; Insecta; Lepidoptera; Pieridae
Gene: Elovl7
Product: elongation of very long chain fatty acids protein AAEL008004
Exons: 9
Coding region: 146-1078 (310 amino acids)
Biological process (GO): sphingolipid biosynthetic process; fatty acid elongation, monounsaturated fatty acid; fatty acid elongation, saturated fatty acid
Cellular component (GO): endoplasmic reticulum membrane
Molecular function (GO): fatty acid elongase activity
Source: RefSeq, a predicted model, not a curated record
GCAAGUGUAGUGACAGACCGGUAUCAGGCUUGGUCCCCGUGAUAAUAUCGUUUAUCGAUAACAAAUCGUUUCUUUGUAGUUACAAGAAUUACUAGUGAAACUCAGUGACUUAAACGAAAGCAUCUCGAAGAAAGUGCUUGCAAACAUGGACAUUAUCGACAGGAUAGUUGAUAGUUACCAUGACCUCAUGGACAAUAAAAGCGACCAGAGAGUGAAAGAUUGGUUCCUAAUGUCCUCGCCUUUCCCCACAUUAUGCAUCUGCCUCACAUAUGUUUUCAUAGUCAAAGUUGCAGGACCAAAGUUUAUGGAAAAUAGGAAACCUUACGAACUGAAAAAUGUACUUUUAUGGUACAAUUUGUUCCAGGUUAUAUUUAGUGCGUGGCUCUUCUACGAGAGUAUCAUCAGUGGAUGGUUCACAACACAUAGUUUUAGAUGUCAACCUGUGGAUUAUUCGAGGAGUCCCCAAGCAAUGCGGACUGUACACGGCUGUUGGUGGUAUUACUUCUCGAAGUUUACGGAAUUUUUCGACACGUUCUUCUUCGUUUUAAGGAAGAAGUUUGAUCACGUGUCGAAGCUGCACGUCAUCCAUCAUGGUAUCAUGCCAAUGUCAGUGUGGUUCGGAGUCAAGUUCACACCCGGUGGUCACUCGACAUUCUUCGGAAUGCUCAACACGUUCGUACAUAUUGUAAUGUACUCGUAUUACCUACUGGCGGCCCUCGGCCCUAAGGUCCAGAAGUAUCUCUGGUGGAAGAGAUACCUCACAGCUCUGCAAAUGGUGCAAUUCGUCCUCGUGUUCUUCCACGCGUUCCAACUGCUGUUCAUCGACUGCGACUACCCUCGCGCCUUCGUCUGGUGGAUCGGCAUGCACGCCGUUCUAUUUUACUACCUCUUCUCUGAUUUCUACAAACAAGCUUACAUCAAAAAAGCCAAGAAAGAAAAGGCGGCGCAGAAGUUGUUGGUGGAAUCUUCAAAGUCAGAGACAAAAGAUAGAAUGUUGCCAUUGCUCAAUGGUUUCAGCAACGGGUCUGCGCUCGGCGACGUGCGGCAGCGGGUCGCGGGCGCGGUCGCGUCUCAAUGAGAUUUAUAAUAUUUAUUCAGCACGUGCCAAUCAAAUUAUUCAAAUCUCUCAAACAUACUCUGUCAUGGCGCAUAGAGGAUGUACAAAUUUUCUCGAAUCAUGAGAAAAGCUCAAUUAGUUUCAAAGUGAUAGGAUUAUAGAUUAUUUAACUUUAGGUAAACUUAUGUGACCUACCUACUUUUUUUUGGUGUCAGAAUCAUAAUCAUAAUAACACUGCAAAAUUAAGGAUGUUAUAUGUAAAAGAGCUAAAUUUUAUAUGUGAAAUAGUUUUUGUGGUCUUUUUUACUAUUACGAUAAUUUACGAUCGGUCGUAAUAGCAAUUGUUAAUUAAUUUUAAUAAAAGCACAUUCCAUAAAAGCAUAAAUCUUAUAUUUUAACGAUUCAUGUAAAUAUACUUAUGGACUUUUCUACGCAGUUUUCCGCCUACAUUUUUUAUUCGCCAAUUUCAUAUACAUAAUGAAUACUGCAACCUUCGCUGGCCUUACACAAAUUAUAUUCCAAUUGAAAUGAAAGAGUAGUUACAAAAAGUUAUAUAGGUAUGCCAAUAAGGAAAAUGAUAUGAAACGAUUAUUUUUACUUCUAUUAUAUUGUUAAUACCACAAAAGCUAUUACAAGUAUAAUAUCCCUGUGUUGUUACUAAGCAUUUGAUCUAACACUUGUGGUGAUGUUUUUUUUUAUAUUGAUUAACCCAUAUCUUUAGGUCAAACGACUACAUUCUAUAUAUUCAAGAAUUGAAUAUAUCGCAAUAAUUUCUUCUACUAAAGUAGAUAACAAUUGCAUUUUAUUAAGUGGUAGGAACGCAGUUAUGUAAAUAUUUUAAAUAAAUGGUGGUUUAUUGCCCCUAGAUAUAGUUUUUAGUAUUUUAGCGUCGGUUGAGUGUGGGUUAAGCUUGAAAUGUCAAUGUGGGUAAAUUAUGAAGAAGGUAUUCAAUACAUAUUGCAUUGUAUACUUUCAAAGAUUAUGUUAAAUUAAGUUGUUUUAGGUUUCUUUAUUGUUUUGAACUUUGAACUUUAAAUGUAUUUAGUAUGGGUGCUCAAUAAAUAUUAAAUACCCUCUUAUUGUUAUUAUUAUUUCGUUGUCUGUAUAAACAUUUAACACACUAAUUAUUAUUGGUGAAAAUAGACAUUUCAACUUAAUCAUUAGGAAUAAUUUAUAAUACAUACAACUAGUUAUAGGUUUUGUCAAUGACAUGUUUGUUAGAGGCAUAUUUUUUUUAUAAUAUGACAAAAUAUAUAACUGAAUGUACAAUUUUGUGAUACUUAGGUAUUAAAGUAAAUUUGAUAUGAA